AUGGACUUGAAGAGUCGGUUUAGCUCCAUUUUUCGCGGACAAAGGCCAAGCAAUCAACCACAACCCCCAUUCGUCACGAACGUCGCUGUUGGCCUGGACGAUCCAAACGUUGAACAUGCUUAUCGUGUUGCCGAUAAUCAAAACAAUGGAAGCAGCAAUAGUAGCCAAUCGGGAGUCAGUCCGGCCCUAUCUGCUCCGUCUACGUUUAAUAAGCAAGAACAGCUUAAACCUGUUCAAGCGGACGUUGUCAAUCCUCCAUCGUAUUCUGAUUCUUCACAAGCAUUUACGCAGUAUCGUGUGAUACUCGCUUAUACGCCUCUGGAACCGGAUGAACUGGCGCUAAACUUGGGAGAUCUGAUCAUUGUUACAGAGUCCUUCGUUGAUGGCUGGAGUCAUGGAUUCUCUCAAGGUAGUGGUCGAUCUGGAAUGGUCCCAAUGGCAGCUCUAGAAAAACUACGAGGACAACAUCUUACUGAUCAUCAGUUAAAGCACCAUGGUUCUAUGCAAAAGAACGUCCAGAUCGCCCGAACGGAGUCUAGUAUCCGAAAUGACGAGUUGUCUGACUUGAAGACUUGGCUGAAUCCUGCAGACUUUAGACUCACCAUGUUUACACUAAAGGAAAAGAGACUCAAGUCAACAAGAGGCUGGCUCUUGGAUGAACUGGACGAAUGGGUUGUAAGUGAUGGCCAAUCAGGUGUCUAUUGGCUAUCUGGUGUAGCAGGUGUAGGCAAAUCCGUCAUAGCUGGUUGUUUUGCAGAUGCUCUACAGAACCGCAAUCAGUUAGCUGCACACUUCUUUUGCAAGCACGACGAGCUUGCUCGGAAUGAUCCAUUUCGUGUAUUAUCGACAUGGGCAUUCCAGUUGGCUGCCUUCGAUCCUGAUAUUAGGAGGUCUUUAAGGGAUUUGCGUGAAUCUGAACCAAACUUUUUAGUAAAUACGCUAUCAGUCGGUCUUCAAUUUGAACACCUCGUAGUAAGACCAUUAUCUAGCUAUCGUGGUGGUAAAGCCGUUAUGCUGCUAGAUGCUCUGGAUGAAUGUGCUGCGGAGGGUAGUAAAUUACGACAAGAGUUUCUCAAGGCUCUUGGUAAAGAGUUCGCCCGUCUUCCCAAGAAUAUUGUACUAUUUAUUACCAGUCGCCCAUUGCAAGAUCUACGAAAGCAAUUAUCAAACUAUAAACCACGAAUGAUGAAAUUGGAAGCCGCCGAUAAUUUGCAUGAUAUAAAAUUGUAUGCAUUUUAUCGAUUGAAACACCUACGGCCUAUCUUGAACUCCGACAAAUUAGUAACUGCACUCGCCGAUAAACUAUCCGAAAUGGCCUAUGGACUUUUCGUAUGGCUUUACCUGGCUUGCGAUGCCAUAGAUACGUCUGACGAUCCAACGCAAACUAUCGUCGAACUAGAUCAACGGUCUCUCGGCAAUGAUGAAGAUCGUAUGGAUACUGUAUAUACUAGAGCUCUGGUGGCUAGUUUCAAAGGAGCUCCCGACUCAGCAAUACAGCUAUGUAAUAAGUUACUAGGAGUGCUCGUAACUCUCCGGACAAUUAUGUCCGUAGACGAUAUAUCAGCUCUAGUGGGUAUGGCUGCAACACUGAUCAAGCUCAACCUGACUCGUAUUGAGUCGGUACUCGUCAUAUCGAAAUCAUCAGUACAGCUCAUGCAUAAAUCCGUGGUCGACUUUAUCACUUCCUCAGAGCGUUGUAUAGGCGACGCCUUGCCAUUCUAUAUCAACCGGCAACUAGCAGAAUCACAUUUAGCUGGAAGGUGUCUUGUGUCUCUACCAGCCAAUUUGGAACUUAAUAUCAUUCAGGUGCAGAUCGAACGUCUCAGGGGUAUCGCAUCCUCCGACACUCCUACGUAUAAAGGAUACUCCCUGAACCACUGGGGCGACCAUCUGAAUUCCGUUGAGCAGAUGGAUAUGGAGUUGACAGAGGUCCUUACUCGAACUCUUCAACUAUAUGGGCGAGCCAUGCUUAUCGUAGCGGUGCUGAAGAACUUGCCAGUCGCUCUCAAACAUAUCCUGAGAGUCGGUGGAGGUCCAAAUUUACUGAAGGCUACCGAAGAACUCAACUUUUUCAAAUCUCCAAUCCUGUUGGAGGCUGCAAUCUCGGGAAACGCUGAAGUCGGUGAGGUUUUGUUGGAAUAUGGAGGGGCUGAUGUAGAUUGUCGCAGUAAUGAUAUCUUUUGGCAGACUCCGUUGUUUGUGUCUUCCUUUACAAACAAGACAGUAGACAUGGUCAAGGUGUUGCUUCGCCAUAACGCUGAUAUUGACUUGCUGACUGGCCUUGGUUUAAAGGCCGACGGAGUUGCUGCAGGUCAACCACUAUCGCUGAUUCUGCAAGAGCGCAUAGGUCGAAAACUGAAACUCGACGAAUCGCACAUGAGCAACGUAAUGAAUUCUGCAAGGCUGGCAGAUGUCGACCGCUUGAAGCAGCUUCUCAAUGCCGAUCUAUCGAUCGACAUAAAUCGACAGUAUCGUGACAGCAGCAACAAGACUUUGCUGCUUGUCGCUUGCCAGUAUGGAUCUGUUGAUGUCGCCAUAUAUUUACUCAGCAUUGGAGCAGACCCAAAUAUAACAGACGACCAAAGUCGAAGUCCACUCCACCAUGCUUGUGCCUAUGGCUCACUGGCCGUUGUCAGAGCAUUGAUCGAAGGCGGAGCAAAUGUAGAUGCAGAAGGUCGUGAUAGUAAAGGCCCUUAUUUCCAAAAUCCCUUUGUAAGGCCUAUUGACUUAGCUUGUGAGAAGGGACAUAUAGAAAUAGUUAGGUGGUUGCUGGAUACAGGGGUCAGUCACUCAGCAGUGGAGGAUGAUAAGAUUCAUCCUCUCUUGUAUGCAGCCAUCGGAGGCUCUGUAGAUGUUGCUCAAUUACUCAUGGCGAAAGGAGCCAACGUUAACUAUCAGAGCAAAUACUUUGGCACCGCAAUAUUUGCUGCCGCCGUCUACGGAGUCCAGAACAUGGUCACAUAUUUCAUUCAUGUCGGAGCAGAUACUCAACUUGGAUGGAAUGCUCCAGAUUUAGAAUUAGACGUCUGUCUAUCACCAGACCUCACACCCUUUACAGGUGCCUGCUGGUACGCGUCUGCAGAAGCUGCUGCUCUCCUGCUUGAUAGAGGACAACCAAUAAACGACAAUGUAUUCUUCAUUGAACUGAAAGUAGGUGGAGGUGUGUGCCGCUGCUCAUCGACACCGCUCAUAUAUUCCGCCAUUUGGAAUCAGCCUGAAUGGACGCGCACCUUGCUAGACAAGGGCGCUGAUAUUGAAGGCUCCAGUUUCCAACAGCUAGUUCCAGAUCUAAUUGGAGGCACUGCUCUAGUCAAUGCUGUAUUUUAUGGUAGAGUUGAUGUUGCGAGGACACUACUAGCAGCCGGUGCUAAUAACAAUGUACGGGUGGUUAAUGGAAAGACGUGCAUGCAUCUUGCAGCAUAUGGUCCUAUGAUUGGAGACCGUGGAAAGUCUGACAUGGUCCGCCUUUUACGGUUUUAUAAAGCUAAUCUGGACGAUAAGGAUCAGGAUGGAAACACCCCCCUAUAUUUGGCCAUCACGAUGAAAGCUACACAGGUGAUGGAUACAUUGUUGGAGCUUGGGGCUAGAAUCGAUAUUGUAAAUAAUUCAGGAAACACGUGUCUGCACGAAGCAGUCAGACAACGAGCAGCUGGGAUAGUCAAGGUCUUGACUGAUAAACGAGCUGAUAGGAAUAUCGAGAACAAGGAAGGCAUGACGCCCUUACAGAUUGCAGUCAAGGAGGGGUAUUAUGAGCUGCUGCAUCUGCUGAAAUGA
Messenger RNA from Synchytrium microbalum, 3774 nucleotides. RefSeq lists its product as uncharacterized. The transcript has 5 exons. The record is from RefSeq and is a predicted model, not a curated record. The coding region runs from base 1 to 3774 and encodes 1257 amino acids. Gene Ontology annotation, molecular function: protein binding. Lineage: Eukaryota; Fungi; Chytridiomycota; Chytridiomycetes; Synchytriales; Synchytriaceae.